This is a messenger RNA of Crotalus tigris (Tiger rattlesnake), 1209 nucleotides long. It is a transcript of the gene ZPBP2, whose product is annotated as zona pellucida binding protein 2. The record is from RefSeq and is a predicted model, not a curated record. Bases 260 to 1183 code for a protein of 307 amino acids. Lineage: Eukaryota; Metazoa; Chordata; Lepidosauria; Squamata; Viperidae. Gene Ontology annotation, cellular component: zona pellucida receptor complex; acrosomal vesicle; extracellular region. Gene Ontology annotation, biological process: binding of sperm to zona pellucida; acrosome assembly. The transcript has 8 exons.
AUGUGGGUGAGGAAGGGAACUUCUUGCUCUUUUUUCUUCUGUAUGGACAGAAGGCUGCCUAGGCCUGAGUAGGAGGAAGGAUGGACUCUCUCUUGCACUAUGCAAAGUGGCAACACUUGGUUAACUCUUUCUCUCUGCAUUGUCCUGCACCUAAUCUUCCCUGCAAGGUUUGUGCUGAAUGGUGUCAUGGCCCCAGAGCAAGGAAAUGGAGUGGACGAAACACAGUAUUCUGUUAAGUUAAUUAGAAAGAAUUUUAUAUAUGGCAACGUUAACCAUAAAGCUGUGGAAGAUGCCUGUUUCAUCUUCUUCUGCAGUCAAUGUUUAUGUCAAAGUGCACAGAAACAGCCCCUAUCUUGUCUGCAUGGAUUUGUCUCUUUCACAAAGUGAAGUUAUAGACCCCAACUAUUUAUGGAUUGGACCAAAUGGACAAAACCUAAAAAGAAAACAGUAUGCGAACGUUACAGAAACUGGAAAGCUGAUGUUGCUUGGUUUUAAGGAACAAAUGUCUGGAUCUUAUAUGUGCACGCUUUCUUACAGAGUUUUUCGAAAUGACAUGCAAGCAGAAGAAGAAAGAUUUAAGACCUAUAAAUUUAUGAUAUAUGCAUAUCGGGAACCAGACUAUACUUAUCGUAUAUCUGUUCACUUUACUACUAAAGAAUGCAAUCUAGCAGCUAAUAGACAAUUCUUUGAAGAACUACAGAAAAUCUUAAAUAAUUUGCUUGAUUAUCUGAAAUGCCACAUUGUUGAUUCAUCAUACAGAUGUUUUUCUGUCAAGCGACCCAAACAUGGAUUAGUAGAUGAACUAUUCAUUGUUUUUCAAGUAAAUCCAUUUGCCCCUGGCUGGGAGGUUAGUUGCCGUCAAAUUACCACUGACUGUGAAGACAUUACCAACAGCCAUGUACAUAAGGCUCGAGGGCUCAUUGAAAAGUUUUUCCGUGAACAAUGGUACAUCUUGAAACAUGAGUUUGUGAACAUCCCUGCAAUCCAUUACAUAGAUCACAGUUUCCAAGUCACUCGAUUAGACAGCUGUCGCCCAGGGUUUGGGAAAAACGACUUCAUCCACAAUGAUUGUGCAAAUUGCUGUGUUGCCUGUGACCCUGGAAGUUACAGCCCAAACAAUGACAUAACCUGCCAGCCUUGUACAAGCAUCCGGAUUAAACACUAUGGAGCAAAAUCCUGCUAAAUAAAUUCAAAAUAAGAACAGGAGAA